UUUUUCAUAAUAAUUGAUCGGACGGUAAAAUUCGAUUUACGCGCGGUGUAAUAAAAAAAAAUAUAUUUAAAAUCGAAAAAAAAUAUAAACGAAAACAGAAGUCUAAAUAUUUAAAAUAAUAAUAUGGCAAAAUUAAUGAUUGUAUUAUUCGCAAUAAUAAGUUGCACUCUGGCUUUACCCUAUGGAGGAGGAAAAUCAAAUAAAAUAGAAGGACAAGCUGGGCAUAGCUUUGGUUCUGGAUCGGGAUCUGGUGGUGGUGGUGGGGGUCAUGGAUCUACCGGAGGUUUUGGAGGAAAUGAUCUUGAAAGUGGAAAUGGAGGUUUCGGACCUGGUUCAUCUGGUCCUGUUAAAGGUUUUUCAGGACCAGGUGGUAGUAGCGGUUCUCACGGAUCAGGAGUAGGUCAUAGUUCCGGUGGUUUUGGUGGAUCUGGAGGUUUUGGUGGAUCUAGAGGUUUUGGUGGACCAGGAAGCUCUGGUGGUCCAGGAGGAAACUUUGGAGGAUCAUCUCAUGGAGGACCAGGUAGUGGUCCAGGAUCUCAUGGUAGUGGUAGCUUUGGUGGUUCAUCCCACGGGGGAUCAAGUGGUGGUAGCUCAGGCUUUGGUGGUUCAGGUGGAAGACCAGGUGGUUUUGGUGGAGUUGGCACUGGCUCUGGAGGUCAUAGCGGUUUCGGUAGUCAAAGCGGUCCUGGUAGUCACGGCGGUCCUGGAGGUUUGGGCGGUUCUGGUAGCCAUAGCGGUCCUGGUAGUCACAGCGGUCCUGGCGGUUUUGGUGGCCCUGGUAGCCACAGUGGUCCUGGUGGUUUUGGCGGUUCUGGAUCAAGUGGACUUGGUGGUCAAAGCGGUUCUGGCGGUCAUGGUGGUUUUAGCGGCGGUUCUGGUUUUGGAGGUCCAGGAUCAGGACCCCACGGAGGCUCUGCAGGUGUUGGCGCACAUUCACGUCAACCGAGCUUUGGUGGAAGUGCUGGAUUUGGUGGACCCGGAUUUGGUGGAAAUCCUGGCUCUGGAUCUUUCCCUAAUCAUGGUGCUGGUGGUUUUGGUAGUCCUGCUGGUAGUUAUGGUGGUCCUGUUGCUUUCCCCGGACCUCAUAGUGGCGGUUCCACUUACGGUGGCGGUUAUAAAAAGCAUGGAUAUUAGUAAUUUAAAAGAUAUUUUAGUGUACUUAAUUUAAAAUUAUUACGUUAAUAAUAUUGGAUAGAAAAAAAAAAUUUAAACUAUGUUUGUUUCAAUGUUUUAGUGGUAUUCUUAAUAAAUAUACAUCCUCAUCAAUGAAAAUUUUUGGUUUGAA
Molecule: messenger RNA, 1285 nt
Organism: Condylostylus longicornis
Lineage: Eukaryota; Metazoa; Arthropoda; Insecta; Diptera; Dolichopodidae
Exons: 2
Coding region: 124-1134 (336 amino acids)
Source: RefSeq, a predicted model, not a curated record